Papaver somniferum (opium poppy) is the source of this 1663-nucleotide messenger RNA. RefSeq names its product F-box/LRR-repeat protein At4g14103-like. NCBI's taxonomy places the organism in Eukaryota, Viridiplantae, Streptophyta, Magnoliopsida, Ranunculales, Papaveraceae. Gene Ontology annotation, molecular function: protein binding. The transcript has 3 exons. The record is from RefSeq and is a predicted model, not a curated record. The annotation marks the transcript as partial.
AAUGAUGGUCCCCUCCACUGCCAUAUCCUAUCUUUCCUUCCUUUCGAGCGUAUCGUUGCUACCAGUGUUUUAGCUAAACGUUGGAGGUUUGUAUGGAAUUCAGUUCCUAUUCUGAAAAUUACACAUGGGUUAUCUUCUGAUCCAGCCAAAGACAGCGAUUUACAUAUCAAGCAGUUUGUGAAUUUCAUGGAUAGAAUGUUCAUUCUUCGUGAUUUGUCAACUAUAAAGUACUUUUCUCUCCUUACUUACAUUGAAGAUGAAUAUAAUAUUAAUUCGUGGAUAUCCUCUGUUACAAAACGUAAAGUAGAAGAAAUAGAUCUGGUGUUGUUGACAAAUUCGGAUGUAUAUUCACCCUUUCUAAUUCCCUCAAGUCUUUUUACUUGUGAGUCACUGAUUAAGUUAAGUAUUGGAGUGCGGGUUGUUCUCAAUCUUCCUAAAUAUGUGCAUUUUCCUAAACUCAAGCUCCUUUUGCUUCACUCUGUCAGAAUUAAGGAUGAGUACUUCAUGGAGCAACUUUUGUCAAAUUGUCCAGUUCUUGAAGACUUAAGCCUAGAUUCAUGCACAUGGGACGGCAUUGAUGAUUUAUGUGUUUCUUCUCCUACGUUAAAGCGUUUAUGCAUUACUGAGUCUCCCUGUGGCGAGAUUAAUAUUAAUGCACCGGGUUUAGAGUACUUGAGUUAUACCCGUUUUCUUGUAAAGAAACAUGUUCUGUGUAGCUUUCCGGUGCUGGUUAAUGCACAAAUUCAUCCUGCAGCUGGAAAUUCUGAAAGUAAUAGUCCAGAACAAGCUUCUAAUUCAAUUAAGCUUCUUGGUGAGCUUUUCAAUGUGAAGCAUCUGAGAGUUCAUGAUAGACUGUUUAAGGCAGUAGCUCUUACGGAUGAUCAUUUCUUACUGAAGCUGCCUACGUUUCAUAAUUUGAGCUACUUGGUAGUCAUUUGGAGUUAUCCUUCUUCAAUUGACAGAGCACUAUUGCGGUUGCUCCAAAUCUCACCUAAGCUGGAAUCACUUGUCUUCCAUAAUGGAAAUGAUUAUCAAUCCAACAAGGAUGACAGCUGGAAGCUAAAUAUUGUGCCAGAGGGUCCGAAUAUUGUGUCUGGGUUGGAGCAUCUCAAGGUGCUUGAAUUCCUGGAAUUUUGUGGAGACCCAUGGGAGAUGUAUGUGGUAGAACUAUUUUUGAAAAAUGCAAGAUUUUUGCAAAGGUUAAUCGUCAAAACUUCUUAUAGGAGUACUUUGUUAAGAAGAAACAGAUUGCGAAUUACUACAGAAUUACUAAUGCUUCCAAGAGGUUCAUCCAGUUGCGUAAUUAAAUUCUCUUAAAACAUCUUCAACUAAGAUUACGUCUAUUCCUUGGAUUUUUGGGGUAUCUACUGAUUCCAUCUAGAGUUCUGGAUAUGCUUUUAGGAUUCUUUGGCUUUGUCGACGACAUGUGUUUAUGGCAGUGAUUGGCUACCACCAAGGAAUUUCGAACUGGUGACUACUUUUAAACUAUUGGUGUCUGCAUCAGCCAUGAAUUUACUUGGAAGUUAAAUUUCGUACUAGUAUAAAGCCUGUUGAACUAGUAGUUUUACAGUUUAAUGCUUAUGUUGUCGUGCUUUACCCUUAAUUUUCACAAACAUGCAACUUUUUGGAUUCAAUCUAGCGCAUGUAUAAUAUAUGUUUCUUA